Molecule: messenger RNA, 467 nt
Organism: Phytophthora infestans T30-4
Lineage: Eukaryota; Oomycota; Peronosporomycetes; Peronosporales; Peronosporaceae
Product: FKBP-type peptidyl-prolyl cis-trans isomerase, putative
Exons: 2
Coding region: 33-359 (108 amino acids)
Molecular function (GO): peptidyl-prolyl cis-trans isomerase activity
Source: RefSeq, a predicted model, not a curated record
AACAGACACCAGAGACCUAUCAUAUCAUCUCGAUGGGUUUCCAGAUUGACACCAUCAAGGCCGGCGACGGCACCAACUUCCCCAAGCCGGGUCAGACCGUGUCCGUACACUACGUGGGCACGCUAACCGACGGCUCCAAGUUCGACUCAAGCCGCGACCGCGGCCGUCCUUUCCAGUUCCAGCUCGGCGCCGGCCAGGUGAUCCGCGGCUGGGAUGAGGGCGUCGCCAAGAUGAGCAAGGGUCAGGUCGCCAAGCUCACGCUCCCCCACGAAUACGCCUACGGCGAGCGCGGCUACCCGCCUGUGAUCCCGCCCAAGGCCACGCUCGUCUUCGAGGUGGAGCUGCUGUCCUUCAACUAGAUAGCUCUAUCUCCCUCCUUAUGGGCUGAACCCUUGAGACUGUAGUUCAUUAAGCUGGUAGCUGUAAGCAGGAGCCAAGAGCCAAAAUACUAUCAUUCCCGCGACGCA